Prunus armeniaca (apricot) is the source of this 327-nucleotide messenger RNA. The record is from the annotation of a GenBank genome assembly. Lineage: Eukaryota; Viridiplantae; Streptophyta; Magnoliopsida; Rosales; Rosaceae.
AUGGCCGAGCUAAACUAUUCACCGAUCGAGAAAUUAUGCUUGGCACUUUAUUUCGCGGCCACUAAGUUGCGCCAUUAUAUGCUUCCUUCGGUCGUUCAGAUCAUCUCCAAGACCGACCUCAUCAAAUACAUGCUGACUCGGCCGAUCAUAUGCAGCCGGAUCAGGAAGUGGACGAUGGCAUUGUCCGAAUUCACCUUCCAAUAUGUGGCUCAGAAGUCGGUCAAAGGCCAGACAUUGGCCGAUUUCUUGGCCCACCACCCGGCUCAGGGGCAAGAGGGGGAGUUGGAGGUUGAGAUCGGCAUGGCCCGCAUGGAGAAGAACUACUAG